Messenger RNA from Fibroporia radiculosa, 4716 nucleotides. RefSeq lists its product as uncharacterized. Gene Ontology annotation, molecular function: DNA binding; DNA topoisomerase type II (double strand cut, ATP-hydrolyzing) activity; ATP binding. The record is from RefSeq and is a predicted model, not a curated record. The transcript has 16 exons. Lineage: Eukaryota; Fungi; Basidiomycota; Agaricomycetes; Polyporales; Fibroporiaceae. Gene Ontology annotation, cellular component: nucleus. The coding region runs from base 1 to 4716 and encodes 1571 amino acids. Gene Ontology annotation, biological process: resolution of meiotic recombination intermediates; sister chromatid segregation; DNA topological change.
AUGAGUUCCUCAGAGGAGAACUUUAACCUUGACGCCAUCUCGGGUUCAGGCUCAGAUUCGGAGGGCUACGCGCCCGCACCCAAGAAAUCUCUCAAGACCGCGCCAAAGGCGAAGCCCGCGUCGAAAGCAGCGAAACUGAGUACAAAGCCGAAAGCUGUUCCAAGGAAGAAGGUUUUGGUGGAUAAGAACGAUAAUGCAGACUCUGAUACUGAAAUGAGAAACUCUGACGACGACGCUGGACCUAGUGCUCCAGCCCCCGCUGCGCCUGCAAAGAAGAAGACUGCUUCGGAGACGUACACAAAGGUUCUUUCCCAGCUGGAGCAUAUUCUGAAGCGACCUGAUUCCUACAUAGGAAGCGUGGAAACCAUUACUCAACCUAUGUGGGCGUGGGAUUCAGAUAGAAAGCUCAUGGUGUACAAAGAAAUCAAGUACGUUCCCGGAUUUUUUAAAAUUGUAGAUGAGAUCCUUGUCAAUGCGGCCGACAAUAAGAUCAACGACCCUAGCAUGGAUACGAUCAAGGUUACCAUUGACCCGAGAAAUAAUGUCAUUUCAGUUUAUAACAGUGGACGUGGUAUUCCCAUCGAGAUGCACUCCAAGGAGAAGAUCUACAUCCCGGAACUCAUCUUCGGGCAUUUGUUAUCUUCUUCCAAUUAUGACGACGACGAGAAGAAGCUGACAGGAGGUCGCAACGGAUACGGUGCCAAACUCGCGAACAUCUACUCAGUCGAGUUCACGAUCGACACUGCGGACAAGAAUACGGGUCAGAAGUAUGUACAGACGUGGACAGAUAACAUGAGCAAAAUGGGGAAGGCGAAGAUCACAAAGAAUUCGCGUGGCGAGGAAUAUACUAGGGUUACGUUCAAGCCCGACUUGAAGCGUUUCGGUAUGGACUCUAUCGAUGAGGACACUGUUGCCCUCCUCAAAAAACGUGUACACGAUAUUGCGGGCACUGUAAAGGACGUGAAGGUCUUCUUGAACGAUGAACGAUUGAAGAUCAAGAAUUUCAAGCAGUACGUCGAGCUCUAUCUCAACUCAGCCGCAGAACAAGCGGCGGAUGCGUCAGGCGGAGCAGCGCAGGCGAAGCAGACUAUGAUAUACGAGCAGAUUGGGACGCGCUGGGAAGUCGCGUUCGCCGUGUCUGAAGGGGCCUUCCAGCAGGUCUCCUUUGCCAACUCGAUUUCUACGGUCAAAGGGGGUACACAUGUACAGUACAUCGCUGAUCAGCUUGCGAAGAAUCUCGUCACGUUUAUCUCCAAGAAGAACAAAGCUGCGACGGUGAAGCCUCCGCAAAUCAAGAAUCACAUGUGGAUUUUUGUAAAUGCCCUAAUCGAAAACCCGACUUUCGAUAGUCAGACGAAGGAGACACUGACCCUACCGUCGGCAAAGUUUGGCACGAAACCGUCUUUGUCUGAAGAGUUCAUGAAAAAAGUGCAAAAAUCGGUGAUCGUUGACCACAUCCUGAACUGGGCAAAAUUCAAAGCCGACCAGCAACUCAAGAAGACUGACGGCAGCAGACGCAAUAGGUUAUCCGGCCUCCCGAAACUCUCGGAUGCUAAUAAUGCCGGAACAAGAAAGGCCUCCGAAUGUACUUUGAUUUUGACUGAGGGUGAUUCGGCGAAGACGCUGGCAGUAGCAGGGCUAAGUGUCGUCGGUCGCGAUAAUUAUGGUGUAUUUCCUUUGCGUGGCAAGCUGCUGAACGUCCGAGACGCGAAGCACGAUCAAAUCAUGAAGAAUGAGGAGAUCCAGAAUAUCAAGAAGAUUCUCGGGCUGCAGCAUAACAAGGACUACAAGGACGUGAGCGGUUUACGGUACGGACAACUCAUGAUAAUGACGGACCAGGAUCACGACGGUUCCCAUAUCAAGGGCCUCCUUAUCAACUACUUCGAGCACUUUUAUCCUUCGCUGUUGAAGGUUCCUCACUUCCUUGUUGAGUUCGUCACGCCAAUUAUCAGGGCCACGAAAGGCACCCAGCUGAUCGAAUUCUAUACCAUACCGGAGUAUGAACAGUGGCUAGAAGAAACUCCGAAUUCUGCUAGCUGGAGGGCAAAGUACUUGAAGGGUCUAGGCACGAGUAAAGACGAGGACGCACGAAGAUAUUUCAAGCUAAUGCGCAAACACAGAAUUGCUUUCAGUACCAUUAAAGAGGGUGACCGGGAUUCAAUCGAGCUGGCGUUCAGCAAGAAGAGAGCUGACGAUCGAAAGGAGUGGCUGCGGCAGUUCAAGCCUGGUACUUUCCUUGACCAUACACAGGGCGAAAUAGGGUUUACCGAUUUCAUCAACCGGGAACUCAUCCUAUUUUCUAUGGCUGACAACAUUCGUUCUAUCCCGUCGGUGGCAGACGGAUUGAAGCCUGUCCAAAGAAAGGUGAUAUGGGCAUGUUUCAAGCGCAAACUCAAGGGUGAAAUCAAGGUCGCUCAACUUGUUGGCCACGUAUCGGAACAUGCACAAUAUCAUCAUGGAGAGCAGAGUCUGAUGAUGACCAUCGUCAAUCUCGCUCAGGACUUUGUAGGGGGAAACAAUUUGAAUCUUAUGAUGCCAAAUGGUCAAUUCGGCACUCGUGAUCAAGGCGGCAAAGACCACGCCUCUGCCAGGUACAUCUAUACAGAGCUGUCACCCGCUACACGAGCCGUCUUUCAUCCCGGAGACGAUCCUCUCAUGAAAUACUUGACCGAUGAUGGUCAUUUGAUCGAACCAGAGUACUACAUGCCGACUGUGCCAAUGGUCUUGAUCAAUGGUGCCGAAGGUAUCGGGACGGGCUGGAGCACAAAUAUCCCGUGUUACAAUCCCGAGGAUAUCGUCGCGAAUCUCCGUCGACUCAUGGCUGGCGAAGAGCAAUUGCCUAUGUUACCAUGGUGGCGAGGAUUUAAGGGUACUAUCAAGAAAACUAGCGAUUACAGGUACGAUGUAUCAGGGAUUGUGACCAAGCUCGACGAUACCACGUUCGAAAUCACGGAACUUCCCAUCCACAAAUGGACCCAGAACUAUAAGGUGGAGCUUGAGGCUAUGUGUGGCGAGAAGGGCGAUGGUCCUGUGAAGGACUACAAGGAGUAUCAUAACAACAUGAACGUACAUUUUGUGGUUCACAUGGAACCAAAAGCCGUCGAGAAGGCUGAGUCGCAGGGCUUGCUCGAGUUCUUCAGACUCACUGGCAAAAUCAACACCAGUAACAUGAUCUGUUUUGAUUUUGAAGGAAAGAUCAAGAAGUAUAAUACUCCCGAAGAGAUUAUCGAAGAUUUCUAUCCUCAACGCCUGGCCUACUAUCAGAAGCGAAAGGAUUUCAUGGCGAACGAGCUGUCUGAUGAACUAGACAAGCUCAAUAACCAGAUUCGGUUCAUCCAAAUGAUCAUAGAUAGGGAGCUAGCUGUCUCCAAUCGCAAGAAAGUGGACAUCGUUGCCGAUCUGCGCAAGAAAGAAUUCCGACCAUUUCCUAAGGUCUCAAAGGCCAAGGCCAAGGCCAGCGAAACAACUGAACUUGUGGAAGUUAACGAGGACGAGGAAGAUGAGGAAGAUUCCGGGCCCGCCGGUAGUGCUUCGGACUUUGACUACUUGCUCGGUAUGGCGAUCUGGAGUCUGACCAAAGAGAAGAUGGAGAAAUUACGUCAACAAGCAAAACAGACAGAGGGAGAGCUCUUGAUCCUUCUUGAACGCACUCCGAUUCAGAUCUGGCAAUGUGAUCUUGAUCGGUUCCUUGAAGAAUGGCGGGCAACUUGCGAACAAUGGGACGCGAAGAUUAUCUCCGCAGAUGCAAGUGGGAACAAGAAAGGGAAACGCAAACAGCCUACACUCAAGGCAGCGAUGAAGAAGGCUGCUGGUGAUGACGAUUCUGAAGAUGACUUCAAGCCGACAAAAGCUGCAGCUAAGGCCAAGAAGACUACUGAGCCUAAACCAGCACCAGCGAAAAAACUUCCUCAAGCCGAUCCCUCGAGCUCCAAAGUAGAUGAAGACGAACAGAAGAAACCUGUGGCGAAGAAACCUACGAAAAAACAAAUCAAGGACGACCCAGACUCGGAUUUCGAAGUCAUCCAACAGAAGCCUGCACCCAAAAAGGCAGCUGCGAAGAAACUCGCGAAGAUAGAGUCUGAAUCCGAGCUCGAGAUGAUCGACGGACGUCUAGCAUCAGCGAACAAGGGAAAAGCCCAGGACUCCGAUAUUGAAAUGAUUUCGCUCGUAUUGAAGGAUAGCGACAAAGGUAAAGCCCCUGCUGUGCCUAAACGCAAGAGUCCUGACGCUGAGAAUUCCGAUUCUGAUUCUUUUACUGUGCCCCUGAAGAAAAGCAAACCAAGUCCUGCUCAAGCGACAGUAACAGACUUCUUUGACAAAGUGCCGACAGCAAAGAAGACUACAGUCCGGAAGCCAUCGUCGAGCAAGCCUGCGCCUGCUAAGAAGACGGCGACGAAGGUCGUGGACAGCGAUGAUGAGGAUGAGCUGAUGGACGAGGAUGAUCCUCCACCACCACCCGCUCCGAGGAAACCUAUCGCCCGAAAGCCAUCAUCAAGCAAAUCGGCACUGGCGAAGAAGCCGGCCACGAAGAAAGUUGUGGAAAGCGACGACGACAUAUCGGCAGAUGAGCUCGCGGCGGUCGCCCCGAUAACCACUCGUAAUGAAGCACCUAGACGAGCAGCUAGAGGAGGGGCAAAGAAGUAUAUUGAGAUUCCCUCGUCAUCGGAAGGUGAAGGAGGUGGCAAGGAUGGUUCUGAAUUUGAGGACUUUGAUUGA